This is a messenger RNA of Micropterus salmoides (largemouth bass), 1761 nucleotides long. Its product is annotated as butyrophilin subfamily 1 member A1-like. The transcript is spliced from 7 exons. Lineage: Eukaryota; Metazoa; Chordata; Actinopteri; Centrarchiformes; Centrarchidae. Bases 322 to 1143 code for a protein of 273 amino acids. The record is from RefSeq and is a predicted model, not a curated record.
AGCUCAGCCAAAAAACAAGUUAAGAGCACAAAACAACGAUCACAAAGAAACACCAGAGAACUGAAGAGUCAUUCCACAACAAAGGCGGAACAAUCUGUGACAAAAGAGCAGAGAGAUGAUGCGCUGAUAGAAGACAGAUGUAAAGAUGAGACAGGUGCCAGGAGAGGUCAUGCCCACAACACACAGACACACAGACAGACAGUGAGGUUUUCUCAGCUGAGGAAUGUCAUGUUUACAUGUUUAUCAAGCGGUAACAGCACAACAUCAUAUUCGUCAUUCUGCAGAUUACACCGUCUACCCUGUUGAAAAAAAGGCUCCAGGAUGCUGCAUCCAAAGACAGAGUCCAGUGAGAAAGUCUCCUCCAGGACCUGCAGUGUUUUGCUGUUCAUCAUUCUUCUAAUACAGUCCGUUGGAGCUCAGUCAGAGUUGACUUGUUCACAUAAACCAAUCGUAGCCCUGGCUGGUGAUGAUGUCAUUUUACCAUGUCACCUUGAACCUGCAGUCAGCGCCAGUUCUGAGACAGUGGUGUGGACCAAACCUGGUUUGGAGCCAGAGUACAUCCAUGUUCACCAAGAUGGACGACUGAUAUUUCAGAGGCAAAACCCGUCUUAUCAUUUCCGAACAGCUCUGUUUGUGGAUGAACUGAUUAAAGGAAACGUCUUCCUAAAACUCUCCAGUGUGAAAAUCUCUGAUGCAGGAAAAUACUUUUGUUUCCUUCAAUCAAUGCAGAAGGAAAUUUCCAUCCAGCUCACUGUUGGUGCUGUCUCCUCGCCCAUCAUACAGGUUGUCUCAGAUAACAGUGACAGUGUGGUGUUUCAGUGUGAGUCUGCAGGCUGGUAUCCAGAGCCUGAGGUGUUUUGGCUGGACAGUGAGGGAAACCUCCUCUCUGCUGGACCUACAGAGACAGUCAGAGGUCCUGAUGACCUCUAUACUGUCAGCAGCAGAGUGACUGUGGAGAAGAGACACAGCAACACCUUCACCUGUAGAGUCCAACAGAAGGACAUCAACCAGACCAGAGACACACACAUCCAGGUUACAGCUGGUUUCUUCAUUGAUCAUUGUUGUUGCCAUUGCAUCUGGGGAAUCAUCAUUACUCUUGGAAUUGCUGUCUGUGUUUUCAUUAUUAUCAAACGAACAACUUAAACGUAACGGACCAGGAGGAACAAGAAAACUGACGGAAACGAAAUUAAGGCCGGCGUUCUCGAGUUGUCCAGAUUGAAUGGGCUAAAGGAACUGGAGAACCAGGGAGCAACUGGGGAACAAAGAGAGUGCAGACCAACAGAGAGACGAGGAACAAACAAAUAAGAAAAGAACAAAGUGAAAAUGGAGAAGAGGAACUGGAGAGGACGCUUCAGUCAGUGAAGACGAUGGACAGAAAUAAGAUGCCCUCGUGAUACAGCAGGAAGAACUGUGGAGAUGAAACCUGAACUUCAGGAAGAGCAACACAGAGACAGCUGACAGUUUAUAACACAAUGCACGCUGCAAAGCAGUUUUUCAUACAAUGUGACUUUAAAACAAACUAACAGAGAUUAUUAAAUCUGUAAAAGAUAAGCAAAUGAACAUGUCACCAGUGCAGCAAUGUGACUCGACUACAAUGAAGCUCUAUGGCACAGAGGAAGAUAAAAAAAAUCAACAGCUUUAGUAACUUUAAAGAUGACAAUUUAUCAUCCCCCUCCUAUAUUGUUAUUAUUGAAAUAUUGUUCCUGUAUGAGCGGAGAAGAUUUGCCUCCUAAAAGCUAAAUAAACUAUUUAAUGCUUUUA